This is a messenger RNA of Durio zibethinus, 1836 nucleotides long. Its product is annotated as WD-40 repeat-containing protein MSI4-like. Lineage: Eukaryota; Viridiplantae; Streptophyta; Magnoliopsida; Malvales; Malvaceae. Gene Ontology annotation, molecular function: protein binding. The record is from RefSeq and is a predicted model, not a curated record.
AAACCCAAGAAAUAGGACCGGAGGUGGGAAAUUUUAUUAAACAUAAAGAAAAUAAAAAGCCAAAAUAAAAAAUAAAAAAAAAACAAAGCGAGAGGAAAAUUCUCAGGGAGAACUGAGAAGAAUGGAAGGGAAAAAAAUGAAGGCGGAUGAAGUGAGAUCGGUGGAGGAGAGAUACACUCAAUGGAAGUCUCUGGUGCCUGUCCUAUACGAUUGGCUCGCUAAUCAUAACCUUGUUUGGCCCUCUCUUUCUUGCCGGUGGGGCCCACUACUAGAGCAAGCUACUUACAAGAAUCGUCAGCGUCUUUACCUUUCAGAACAGACUGAUGGAAGUGUUCCAAACACACUUGUAAUAGCAAACUGUGAGAUUGUUAAACCUAGGGUUGCCGCUGCAGAGCACAUAUCUCAGUUCAAUGAAGAAGCACGUUCUCCCUUCGUAAAGAAAUGUAAAACUAUUGUAUACCCUGGUGAGGUGAAUAGAAUCAGAGAACUCCCACAGAACAACAAGAUAGUUGCGACACAUACUGAUAGUCCUGAUGUCCUCAUUUGGGAUGUAGAGGCCCAACCUAAUCGUCAUGCUGUGCUGGGAGCUACAAAUUCUCGGCCAGAUCUGAUAUUGACCGGACAUCAAGAAAAUGCUGAAUUUGCUCUUGCUAUGUGCCCAACUGAACCGUUUGUCCUAUCUGGAGGCAAGGACAAGUCAGUGGUUUUCUGGAGUAUUCACGAUCAUAUCUCUACUCUGGCAACAGUAAUAGGGCCCACAAAGUCUUCGGGAUCUACUGGCACAAGUACGAAAUGUGCCUCUAAGGGUGGUGGGAGUAAUGAUAAACCUGUGGAUGGCCCUUCCAUUGGGCCACGAGGUAUCUACCGGGGCCAUGAGGAUACCGUUGAAGAUGUACAAUUCUGCCCUGCAAAUGCUCAGGAAUUCUGCAGCAUAGGUGAUGAUUCUUGUCUUAUAUUAUGGGAUGCAAGAACUGGUUCCAGUCCGGCUGUUAAGGUUGAGAAAGCUCAUAGUGCAGAUAUUCAUUGUGUUGAUUGGAAUCCUCAAGACAUAAAUCUCAUUUUGACUGGGUCUGCUGAUAAUAUUGUUCACAUAUUUGACCGUCGAAACCUCUCUUCUGGUGGAGUUGGAUCACCUGUUCAUAAAUUUGAGGGCCACAGUGCAGCCGUCCUUUGUGUACAGUGGUCUCCAGACAAGUCAUCAGUCUUUGGAAGUUCUGCUGAGGAUGGGAUCUUAAACAUCUGGGAUCAUGAAAAGAUUGGGAAAAAGCAAGAUAGUUCUGGACUGAAGGUACCAACUGCUCCUCCUGGCCUAUUCUUUCGACAUGCAGGGCAUAGAGACAAGGUUGUUGACUUUCACUGGAAUACAUCUGAUCCAUGGACGAUUGUCAGCGUGUCGGAUGAUUGUGAAAGCACUAAUGGUGGUGGCACUCUACAGAUAUGGCGGAUGAUUGAUUUGAUUUAUCGUCCUACCGAGGAGGUCCUAUCUGAGCUGGAGAAGUUUAAAUCUCACAUUCUGGCAUGUGGAAAAAAUUAGUAAAAUUGUAUUAUUUUAGUCCUAACUAAAGUUGUUGAAACUAGAUCUUUUCUUUGAAAACCAUCCAUUCUCAUGUAGGGAAAAACCAUUGAGGUACGAAUGGUAAUGCAGAACAUUAGGUGGUUGGUAGGCACUCUUAAACCUUGCUUAUCACCUACGUUUUUUUUUUUUUCUUUUUUAAUGUUAAUUAUUGUUCUAUUGGCACUUAGUAAGGUCAUUUGCAUAUAAAAGUUCAAAACAAAAGUUAAAGUACAAAUUUGAUCAUUUUUACUGCAUGCACUGAGAAUUUAUAUAUUUUAAUA